Messenger RNA from Lingula anatina, 3100 nucleotides. Its product is annotated as exosome complex component 10-like. Gene Ontology annotation, molecular function: single-stranded RNA binding; nucleotide binding; 3'-5'-RNA exonuclease activity. NCBI's taxonomy places the organism in Eukaryota, Metazoa, Brachiopoda, Lingulata, Lingulida, Lingulidae. Gene Ontology annotation, biological process: exonucleolytic trimming to generate mature 3'-end of 5.8S rRNA from tricistronic rRNA transcript (SSU-rRNA, 5.8S rRNA, LSU-rRNA); nuclear polyadenylation-dependent CUT catabolic process; histone mRNA catabolic process. The record is from RefSeq and is a predicted model, not a curated record. Gene Ontology annotation, cellular component: nucleolus; nuclear exosome (RNase complex).
GUAAGUUAAUACAGCAUGGACUCGAAGGAAAUAGAUAAAACGUCGGCAGAGUUUAUACCUGGCCACAGCGAUGUUUCAUUAUUCUCUCAACAAGCCCUGCAGUCGGUAAUGGGAGCAAUCAGGGCAUCCAACGAGCUGCCGGCCGCAGGCAAUGACUAUGACUUCUACUCCAGCUUUGGGGGAUUUAGGGAACUGAUGAAUGUAGAAGGAAGGAGGGUUUUGCAGUUAAUGCAAGAUUUACUAAAACACCAGAAUGUAAAAGGCAACCUGUCUGGUGGAAGUCAGUCUGUUGAAGUAGAGGAUAAAUUUGAUGUACUGGUUGACGCUAAUGAUCAGAUGUUAGAGAGAGUGAGUUCCUUUCUGGAUGAGGCAUCAGGUAUUAAGAAACAGGACAGCACUUUAGUUGUGGCCAGUGUAACACAGAAACAACACAUCAAUACCAGCUGGAAUAAAAAGUCGUCUGAAAGCCCAGCCCAGAAGGCCACCAGCUACAGGCUGUUAGCUGCGCGGUUUGUCCAGAGACCCCAGCUCAAGUUUCAGGACAAAGUGGACAACUCGCCCAACACAUCGUUUGUGCCCAAAAUUAAACACAAACCAAAUGCCCUGAGAUCUCUUGAGGAGAGUCUUGUGCCAAAAAUAAUUGACAAAACAGAUGAAUUUGGAGACCAGUUUGAAUGGCUGGAGUACCCUCAUCCAUAUCAGUAUGAACUGGACCAGUUCACCCCAAAGGAAGAACAACUCUUAGCCAAGGAACCAGUGCCUCCAAAGUCUCUGGAAGACACUCCCCUCACCUAUGUUGACACCACUCCGACCCUCGUAGAGAUGAUAAACAGACUGAAGGAGGAGAAAUUAAUUGCUGUAGAUUUGGAGCACCAUUCUUACAGAACUUACCAAGGCAUCACGUGUCUAAUGCAGAUAUCAACUGGAGACCAUGACUAUGUGAUAGACACCCUGACCUUGAGGGGGGAUCUGUACUUGCUGAAUGAGGUCUUCACUGACCCUGGGAUUGUCAAGGUUUUCCAUGGAGCUGAUAUGGACGUAGAGUGGCUGCAACGUGACCUGGGUGUUUACGUGGUGAACAUGUUUGAUACGGGGCAGGCCUCCAGAGUGCUGAACUUAGCUAGGUAUUCCCUGGCAUACCUACUACAGCAGUACUGCCAGGUGGAGGCAGAUAAACAGUAUCAGCUGGCAGACUGGAGAAUGAGACCUCUCCCAGAUGAGCUCAUAAAGUAUGCUCGUGAGGAUACCCACUACUUGUUAUACAUCUAUGAACGCAUGAAGAAGGAGCUGAUUGAGAGAGGGAACAACCUGAACAACCUGCUUCUGUCUGUGAUUGAGAGGAGUAAGCAUAUUUGUCAGAAGACCUACCAAAAGCCAGUGUUUACCCAGGAGAGCCAUUUAGAGUUAUACAGGAAGAGUAAAAAGGUCUUCAACUCUCAGCAGCUGUCAGCUCUCAGAGACCUGUUUGCUUGGAGAGAUGGGAUAGCCAGACUGGAAGACGAGAGCACAGGUUAUGUGUUACCCAACCACAUGUUGCUGCAGAUAGCUGAGGUGUUACCCAGGGAGAGCCAAGGUGUUAUAGCUUGCUGUAAUCCUGUCCCGCCUUUACUGAAGCAAUACGUGAAUGAAAUCCACCAGUUUAUACUGGCUGCCAGAGACAGGCCCAUGGCCAAGACUGAAAUUUCCAAGAAAGAAUUAAAACCAAAUGUGUCCCAGCAUCCCAAGUAUAGGGCGGAGCACAUUCUAAGGUGCUGCCAUGAUUGGUCAUGGCAGGAGAAGCGGCAGACAAAAGUUGGGGAGAGCAGAGUUCUUGAUCCUUCAUUGGUAUCUACCAAGCCUUCAAUGUUUGGGGAUGAUGCCAAAUCCGUUAUUGUAGUUAAAAAAGUUCCUUUAAUUUCUGCCCUAGCUUGGGACCCAAAGGAGGAGAUUUUUAAAGGUGCCACAAAAGCUUGCCAUACAGCAGCUAGCAUACAGAAAAGUUUUUCAAGUCCAUUUCAUAGAUAUCUGCCUGCUGAUUUGGUGAAAAUGGGAGACUCUUUUGCAGUGGAGGAAGAAAACCAAGCAAGAAGUACUGAGUGUCUCCUCUCUAGUCCAAGAUGGCGACUGAUGAAAAAUACUCCAAAAAGAACAGCUGUUCAGGAGAAUACAGCAGUGGACACACAGGUCAUCCAGGUUGAAGAACAGGACAUUACAGCCCCUAUUAUAUUCCAGAUGCCUAGUAAAAAGAGGAAACACUCGGACGUAGACACCAGCUUGGACAGUAGUCAACUGGAAGGAAGGAAAGAGAAAGGAAAACAAAAGCACAAGAAAGAUCCAAAGACGCCAACAACGUCAGAACCUAUACAGCCUUUUGACUAUAGUAAAACGGAUUAUAAAAUAUUUGAAGAGAAAGGAGGAAAGAGUCAUAAAAAACAUUACGACCCAAAUAAGCACCAUUCUGGGAAGUUUAAGGGUGGCUCCAAGCCUAGUCUGAAUCCUAGAUCUGGGAAGAAGAGUAUGACAUACACACAUAGUAACAAGGGACACAAACAAGGAGGAUCAAAACUUAGCUGGCCAAAGAGGUAGCCAGAAACUGGAGAGAAAACUUAUUUAACACACUGCUGCUUUAGUUGACCUUGUUUUGAAAAACAGGGGAAGAAUGUUGCAGCAGUCUAAUUAUUUCAUGAAAAGGGCAGCCUGUGCAGUGAUCUGGUAAUCUGAUGACAGACUGCCUGGCUGCAAAUCACGACUGCAUCUGCAGAGAUCUCGUGGCUCAGGAGGACAGUGUGUCUGACACAGAGUUAUCACACAGUGGCUCAUACGUCACUUACCGUGCGUGUAAAUGCAGCAGCCUAACAUAAUACAAGGGACCAGCCUGCUAUUAAGAUAUGAUAGUUGAUACAUACACCGUGCCUAGCAAUAAAAUAAGUGAUGUGACUUUUAAACCAGAAACCUCUGCCAUUAUCAGAAUAAAGGUCACGUGGCAAACAGAGUUCCUAUCGUGCUUUGGAAUGUUAGAUCACAUAGGAAGCAGUUUGGGUGUCCAGUGACGUCACUGAGGCAAUUUAUGUUUGAUCUGAACAGAAAUCCCUUUGCUUUUCAAAAGUGGCAUGACAACAGA